Molecule: messenger RNA, 3221 nt
Organism: Salvia miltiorrhiza (redroot sage)
Lineage: Eukaryota; Viridiplantae; Streptophyta; Magnoliopsida; Lamiales; Lamiaceae
Exons: 15
Coding region: 1042-3069 (675 amino acids)
Biological process (GO): carbohydrate metabolic process
Molecular function (GO): hydrolase activity, hydrolyzing O-glycosyl compounds
Source: RefSeq, a predicted model, not a curated record
AAUAAAGUGAGAUUUCCGGAUUGAAAUUUAUAGUUUAGACUAUAGAUUUAAUUUAAGAUGGUGUUGGCAUUGAUUAGAUGGAUAUUGUUUACCAACUUACAGAUGAUUCUGAUCAUUAUGCUUCAUAGAUUUAUUUCAUGCGAGAAUUUGUCAAGUUGAUUUGAUUUCUCAGCGUGAAAAUUCGACUAAAAUUGAAAUUCUCUACAAAGUUAGAGAAUGCUAAAAAAUAUACAAAAGUUCAAAUUAUUUAUAAGAUAACUCCAAAAUUUAGAUCAUAAAAGUAUAUUUAAUCUUUUAAAAGUUAUGUUCAAAACAUAAUCAUAUUCCUUACAUCACAAAAACUGCAAUUAUCUAUUUUUAGCUAUAAAGUUGAUGUGAUUUAUCACAUACGCAUAUACCGCUACACUCUGGCAUAUAUCAGCUGCGAUUUCUUCUUUUUAAUUUCUUGCUUGAACACUGAAAGUGGUAGUUUUGAUAUGGGGUGGUUUCUUUUGGGCUCCGUUUAUCUCUCUGCGCUUUCAACUCUUUUACUCGGCAGGUAUCCUUAAUCUCUGCUUUCCUUUCUUUCUUCAAAUUUUCAUGCUUUUCGUGUCUGUCAAUUUUUUGUUUUCAAUUACCAAGGCCAUUUUUAUCACUACCCAGUUGCUAUAAGUAGUAUGAAAGUGCUCCUGUUCUUGCGUGGGGUGAUCAUUUUUUUUUUUUGAUGAAUUUAUAUGUUCGUAUUUAUUAAUUCAUAAUAGGUCAACUGUUUUCUAGGAGGUAUAAAAACUAUAGUACAUUUCAAUGGAAUAUCUCUUAGCAGUUUUUUAAAGCAGAAAUCUUGAUGUAUAGGAUAUGUUUUUUUUUUUUUUUGGUAACUCUUGACACUUGUUUCGAAUACUGCGCUGUAUUCUAAUUAAUUGGUUGGUCUGACUGAUUAACUGGGAAAAGGGGUGCCUUUUCUUAUUGUUUAUUUACUGAAUGAAAGUGUAUAAGAAUCUUGUGAAGAUUUUUUUUUCUUUUUUCUUUUUGAAUUUAAAGAAAUUUUGGAUUUAAGAAUUCAUGGUGCAUUUUGUUAGCCUGGGGGAAGUAGAGCAGGCUAGCUUACCACCGCGAGGUUGGAACUCUUAUGAUUCAUUCUGUUGGACCAUUUCCGAAGAAGAGUUUCUCCAAAAUGCUGAACUCGUUGCUCACCGCUUGCGUAGUCAUGGAUAUGAGUACGUGGUGGUGGAUUAUCUUUGGUAUAGGAGGAAAGUUGAGGGAGCUUAUGUUGAUUCUCUUGGAUUCGAUGUUAUUGAUGAAUGGGGAAGGAUGAAGCCUGACCCAGGUAGAUGGCCUUCCUCUAGAGAUGGGAAAGGGUUUACCAAAGUGGCUGAGGAAGUGCAUAAAAUGGGUUUGAAAUUUGGCAUUCAUGUUAUGAGAGGUAUAAGCACACAGGCAUUCAAUGCAAACACACCUAUCCUUGAUGUUAAUACGGGCAAAGCAUAUGAGGAGUCAGGCCGGCAGUGGCAUGCAAAGGACAUAGGAAUCAAGGAGAGAACUUGCGCAUGGAUGCAAAAUGGUUUCAUGAGCGUGGACACCAAAUUAGGAGCUGGAAGAGCGUUCCUGAGAUCACUGUAUCAACAAUAUGCUGACUGGGGUGUUGACUUUGUUAAACAUGAUUGUGUAUUUGGCAAGGACUUCAAUCUAGAAGAGAUAAGCUAUGUUUCAAAGGUCUUGACCGAACUUAACCGCCCAGUUGUGUAUUCCUUAUCUCCUGGAACAAGUGUGACACCAGCCAUGGCAAGGGAUGUAAGUAAUCUGGUCAAUAUGUACAGAGUUACAGCUGAUGACUGGGAUUCUUGGAGUGAUGUAGCUGGCCAUUUUGAUGUUUCUCGGGAUUUUUCUGCUGCAAAUAUGAUUGGAGCAAAAGGACUGCAUGGAAAGUCCUGGCCAGACUUAGAUAUGCUUCCAUUGGGGUGGCUUACAAAUGAAGGUUCAAAUGAAGGCCCUCAUAGACGAUGUAAACUCUCUCUAGAUGAACAAAGAACGCAGAUGACAUUGUGGUCCAUGGCGAAGUCUCCUCUCAUGUUCGGAGGAGAUAUGAGACAGCUUGAUGAGGCAACAUUCAGUCUGAUCACUAAUCCUACUCUCUUGGAAAUAAACGCCUUCAGCUCGAACAAUAUGGAGUUCCCCUACUUCUCAAGUCCAAGCUUUUGUCGUGUAAAAGAUCAUGCAUUAGAUGGACCCAGUAUCUCCGAGCCGCUUACUCUGGGCCUCACUAGCUGCAAAGGUGCUGAGGCUACUGGCUGGUCUGCUGGAGCUACUGAAGAUGGUCAUGAACAAGUCUGCUGGAAGGGCAUGUCAAGAAACGGACAGAAACAGCCUUUUUGCCUUUACAAAAAACAACCUUUUCUUUUAAAUGAUGAUGUGACAUAUAAGCAUUACUAUGAUGGCAAAGUCCAUUUAUUGAAGACAAAGAAGGCGGAGGCUUGCCUGGGUGCGUCUCCAUACGCAAAGCUUACUUCCAAGGAAUUGAAAAGGGGUUCAUUUUCAACUUGUAAAUUGCAUACCAACCAGAUGUGGGAAUUGACCAAUAAUGGCACCUUGACGAAUAGCUAUUCUGGCUUAUGCGCAUCUAUGAGGAAAGUCAGAGCUAAUUCUGUUUCCAAAAGCAUUCGAGCUUGGGUUGCAACUGGAAGAAGAGGAGAAAUAUAUGUUGCAUUUUUCAACUUAGAUGAUCAGAAGGUCGACGUAUCAAUGAAGAUAGCUGACUUGGCGAAGGUGCUUCCUGGUAAAAACUUUAGCACUGCUUUGUGCAAAUGCAGAGAAGUGUGGAGUGGGAAAGACUUUGGAGUCGUGAAAGACUCAUUUUCGACGCAAGUAGAAGUCCAUGGAUGCGCUCUUUUCGUCCUAGACUGCUCGUAUAGUGUUAGUGUUCCUAGUGUUCUUCUCCACCAAGAGAACACCAACAAUAGCAAAGAGAAAAUCAAGUGCAGAGAAGAAAAAAGAGGCGAUGCGAUGGCGAUGGCGGCGUCGGCUGAUAGCCUGAAUCUUGGAAAGCUUGGUGCUCUUCUAAGUAUGAGCUGUGUUUACCUCGUCGCCAAAUGAAUCAUAACAUCAGCAACAUUGCAUUCCAUUGUUAACAGCUUCAAAGAUGGUUGAUUCAGAUGAAACUAAAACUUUUAUUUAUGUUUUCGAACUCUCUAAAACAGUCGUGAUUUAUAAUAAAAAUGGCCGCUUUUUGUGUUGUUUUCUCGCUA